Messenger RNA from Fibroporia radiculosa, 582 nucleotides. RefSeq lists its product as uncharacterized. NCBI's taxonomy places the organism in Eukaryota, Fungi, Basidiomycota, Agaricomycetes, Polyporales, Fibroporiaceae. The record is from RefSeq and is a predicted model, not a curated record. The transcript has 5 exons. Gene Ontology annotation, cellular component: nucleus. Gene Ontology annotation, biological process: mRNA export from nucleus. Gene Ontology annotation, molecular function: mRNA binding. The coding region runs from base 1 to 582 and encodes 193 amino acids.
AUGCACUCUGUAGUGGGCAAGGACACGGGCGCCAAUAUGACCGUAUUUGGCUACAAAGCGCAGCUUCAAACUCCGAACGAAAUUAUAAACCCUCGCCUCCGCCAGUUCGUGUCAUUCCCGCCAUUCAUCAACCCAAGACCUCGCCAGACCAGUAGCUACAUCGAAAUGGACAAGACUCUCGACGAGAUCAUUGCUACCCGCCCCAAAAUUGUCCGUCGCCGUCCAUCGGCCAAGCAGCAAGUUUUGGGCAAUCCCGCCGCCGCCCCUGCCACCCGUGCACGCGCUGCGGCUAGCAAGGCUGCUGCUGCUCCGGUAGCAACUCAGCAGCAACCUGCUGACAAAAUCAUCGUGUCAAACUUACCUAAUGACGUGAAUGAAGUUCAGAUCAAGGAACUUUUCCAUACGACCGUUGGUCCCCUCCGGGAUGUGACUCUUCAUUACGAUAGCCAAGGUCGAUCUAAAGGUGUCGCUGCCGUCCAUUUCCAAAGGCGCGGCGAUGUAUCGACUGCAUUCCCCCUCUUUCACACCCUCGUCGUUCGUCUAGCUUGGCUACCCGUCGUGUCUCUUGUGGAGGUGCUCUAA